Messenger RNA from Physcomitrium patens, 3974 nucleotides. NCBI's taxonomy places the organism in Eukaryota, Viridiplantae, Streptophyta, Bryopsida, Funariales, Funariaceae. The record is from RefSeq and is a predicted model, not a curated record.
UAGGCAUUAUGUAGCGGCUGUCUUUUGAGUGUUUGAGUAGAAGGAUUUCGGUUUCGUGUUUGAUGGUUGUGUAGAGGUGAUCUGGAUCGAAGGAUUGGAUCGUGGAGGGUUGUUUUUGAUUGUGGGUCUUGUCGUCAAGGCUGUUUGACGGACCCCAUUUUGUGUUUUUUUUUUCUUCAGCUACGUUGCAUUUUGGAUCCAAGUGGUGGUAAUUGAGUUUAUGAAUGCAUCAUGGGUUUGUCAAUUGUUGAGAACCUUCUGUGAGUGCUUCGAUCGGAUGAUUACCGGCAUUUUCCAUCUUGACGUAUUGAUAUCAUAGUGGAGAUUGUAUGGUUUUGUCAGGCAAUUGCACGAGGGUGAUCAUAGUUAAGGUGCUCUGUUGGGGCCAGUCUGCGUAAUACUCCCAAGGGCUUCUGUGGUCUGGAGGAUCGUUGUUAUUGUUGUUUUUUCCGGUGAGGGUUGGGGUGGUGUGAAGUGAGGGAGAAAGUGGAAGGGUUUCAAGAUGGGGAUGACGACGACAAAUGAUGUUGAGGUGAGUGAGUUUCUGGAGCAAUGCAAGGUCUCGGGGGACAAUGCGUACAAUGCGAUCAAGGGUGUGCUUGAGAGGCUACACAACCCUGAGACUCGUGCUGACGCCAGGAAGAUUCUUGCGGCCGUAGAGAAGUAUGUGGAAAAACAAGUGCCUGAGGUGAACAGCAUGGCUACUUACCAUUUUCGUCUCCAUCGGCUCUCUCUUACUGAUUACGAAGGUUUCAGGGAAAAUAGACAAAGUCUGACAUUGUUAGAGUUGCCUAGCAUUUUCAUACCUGAAGAUUGGUCGUUCACUUUCUUUGAAGGCAUCAGCAGGCAUCCAGACACUGGAUUUAGAGAUCGGGAUGUGACAGAGCUGGGUUGCGGUAAUGGAUGGGUGUCGAUUGCAAUGGCAGAGCGAUGGUUGCCACGAAAGGUCAUCGGGCUUGACAUUAAUCCAAGGGCAAUCAAGGUGGCGUGGAUCAACCUGUACUUGAAUGCGCUAAACGAUGAUGGCUUGCCUGUUCUUGAUCACGAGGGCAAGACUCUCUUGGAUAGGGUGGAAUUUUAUGUUUCAGACUUGCUCGCCUACUGCAGAGAGCAACAUCUGACGAUGGAUCUCAUAGUUGGUUGUAUACCACAGAUCUUGAAUCCUGAUCCAUCAGCUAUGUCCAAACUGAUUACCGAGAAUGCCAGUGAGGAGUUCUUGUACUCUCUCAGCAAUUACUGUGGUCUUCAGGGAUUUGUUGAGGAUCAAUUUGGGCUGGGUUUGGUUGCAAGAGCUGCUGAGGAGGGUAUUUCAAUCAUAAGACCCACCGGGAGGCUCAUCUUCAAUAUUGGAGGUCGGCCUGGUCAAGCUGUGACUGAGCGGUUGUUCAGUAGACGUGGAUUUUAUAUUAACAAAUUGUGGCAAACUAGAGUGAAUCAGGCACCAGACACUGAUAUUUUAGCACUGGUGGAAAUUGAGAAAAACACUCGACAUCGGUUUGAAUUUUUCAUGGGUCGUGUGAGUGAGGAGCCUAUAAGUGCAAGAACAGCAUGGGCUUUCUUGCAGUCCGGAGGCGAAAUCUCCCAUGGGCUUUCGGUUUACGAGUGCAAACUCAGGAUGCCAAACCAGGUAAAGACCAUAUCAAAGUUUUUGAGCAAUGGAUUCGAAGAGACUCGGGGAGCCCUGGACCUCUCAUUUGCUGAUGAAUCAGCUGCCGAGGAGAAAAUACCUUUUCUGGCACAUCUAGCACGUGCAUUGGAGGAUCUUUCAUAUUUCCCACAUGAGUCCCCAGCUGGAAGUUCUCGUUUUAGGAAUCUCAUUGCAGGGUUCAUGAGAAUUUAUCACCACAUCCCAAUCACUCCUGCUAGUGUGGUGGUCCUCCCUUCAAGAGCUGUUGCCAUUGAAAAUCUGCUUCGUGUAUAUUCACCUCGAUUAGCACUGGUCGAUGCUGCUCUUACACGAUGGCUGCCUAAAAAAUGGCUCACUGCACUACCGGCUCAGGGUGCAAAUGGAGGAGCCAUCUCUCAAUCCAAUAACAAAGUGACUGUGGUGGAAGCCCCUCGCCGCUCCGAUUUAGUGGUGCAAUUAGUGAAGAACCUUAAGCCUCAGGUCGUUGUCACAAGUCUCGCGGAUUAUGAGAUGCGAACAUCCACUGCAUUCGAGUUGCUACUGGAUGCGACGGGCAACAUUGGAGCACGUCUGGUAUUGGAUAUUUCGGAAUAUCUGGAGCUCUCAAGUUUACCAGGGACAAACGGAGUCCUGCAAUACCUGACAUCCCAUCCAUUGCCCAUGCAUGCCACCAUCAUAUGUGGUCUGGUCAAGAACCAGGUGUAUACAGAUCUUGAGGUUGCUUUCAUUAUCUCCGAAAAUCAGACUCUAUUGAAUACACUAGCCAAAGCUGGGGAUGUUACAUAUGGGCGUACAGCCAUCUCAAGCCAGUUCUAUUAUGGUUGCCUCUUUCAUGAGCUCCUAAGCUUUCAGCUUCCUGAACGUCACACGCUUCCACAGAGGUUACCAAAAGAGGAAGAGACCUCGAAGUUUAUCAGUUUUUCGCCAAGCUCUACUGAAGCCCUCUGUGAAGUGGAGAAUGUCAAUCUCGACCAACUACCUCCAACCAUCUGUAUGGACUUUGAUGAGAACAUUCUCCCAGUGCCUGAUGCAGUCAAAGUAUCAGUUUUCGAAGGAUUUGCACGACAAAACAUUUCGGAGGACGAGAUGGAUCCGAGGCCGGAAAUCCUUGAUUAUUUGCAGAACAGAUAUGGACUUCCACAUGCACAUACUAAGGAGCUUUUCCUAAGUGACACGUCUACUUCCUUAUUCACAAAGUUAGUCCUAGCAUGUGUUGAAGAAAAUGGAACCCUUGUUUUCCCAAUGGGCUCUUCCGGUACUCUUUUCUCAGUUGCCAAGUUUCUUGAGGCCGACUUCAAGAGGUUACCCACAGAAGCGUCAAAUGCCUUCAAAGCUACCUCUGGACAAAUAGAUUCCUUUUUGAAAGGUAUCGAAAAGCCAUGGGUGUACAUUCCAGGCCCUACUAUCAGCCCUACGGGACAAAUUUUCUCCAACUCUGAGAUUGGGGAAAUUCUCGCCGUCUGCAAGGGCUACGGGGCUCGGGUGAUACUUGACACCUCAUUCUCUGGCCUGGAGUACAACCAGUCGCCUAAUUGGGAUCUCAAGGAAGUCGGCAGUGGAUCAAAAGAGAAUUCCUACGCUGUUGCAAUCUUAGGAGGUUUUUCAACCUGUCUAAUGACAGGAGGGCUUGAGUUUGGAUUUGCAGCUGUUGCAGACUCAGUGUUCAUUGAAGCCUUCAAGGAGGCCCCUACCAUGAGUCGGCCGCAUGGGACGUUGAAGUACACUAUUAAGAAGCUUCUGGGACAGAUGAGUCAGAAAUCUGAAGUUUUGCUCACAGGUUUGGGGGAGCAAAAGAAGAUCCUGAAGUAUCGAGCGGAACAGUUUUGCAAGCUCCUGAAGGACUGCGGCUGGGACGUCGUGGAGCCUUUAGGAGGCAUAUCUAUGGUGGCAAGCCCAUCGGCAUAUGAAGGAAAGAGCGUGAAAGGGGACAAAGAAACACUUGGCAGUGACAACAUUCGAGAUGCAAUCCUCAAGGCUACAGGUCUAUCCAUCAGCAGCUGCACCUGGACUGGAAUCCCCAACUACUGCCGAUUCAUGCUUGCCCUCAGUGAAGAGGACUUCACAGCAGCGUGCAAGGCUCUGCAGAGAUUCAAAGAACUUGCUCUUGACUAGUACAGUUAAUCUAAUGGGCUUGCAUAACCUGCAGAACUGAGCAGCUUAUGCGUAGUGCUUGCCUUGCCUUUUGUUGACAAGCCUUUCAGAAACUACGGAUACAAUUGUACAAAAUUUAAAACUUGAUCAUUAACGUACAGCUGGAGUGACAACUUUUUCAUGGAACCUUAUUUGCAAGCUUGGACUAGCAGCGUAAAAAUUCACUGCAAUGCGAAGUACACCAUCUUAUUUGUAA